AGGCCGAAAUGGCGACAACAAUGCAGGGACACAGGGCACCCAAGCUCUUUGGCAGGGAAAGGCCACUCCAUGCGGCCCUGGGUGGGCGCAGAGCGGCGGACAUCAUCCUGUGGAGGGACAUGAAGGUGUCGGCGUCUAUCAUCGCCGCCGCGACGGCGGCGUGGGGUUUGUUCGAGGUGGCCGAGUACCAUUUCCUCACGCUCGUCUGCUACGUCGCCAUCGUUGGCAUGCCCAUCUUCUUCAUAUGGACCAACGCUUCUGCUUUCUUCAACCUGCCAGUUCCCAGAAUCCCUGAGACUCUCUUGCCAGAGAGAAGCACAAGGCAAGUGAUCCUGGCCUUGCACAGCAGUCUGAACAGGCUGGUGUACAAGCUCUACGACAUCGCUUGCGGAAAGGACAUCAAAAUGUUCAUCUUGAUGCUGCUCUCGCUGUACAUAGCGUCAGUGAUCGCGAGCUGCUUCAGCUCCCUGACUCUCCUCUACCUCGUUGUGUUGUGCACGAUGAUGCUGCCUGCACUGUACGAGCGAUACGAGAGCGAGGUGGACCACCUAGUGACGAGAGGGGUGCAUGACCUGAGGAGCCACUUCGCCGACAUGGACUCUGGUGUGCUCAGGAAGAUCCCAAGAGGCACAGGAGCUGCAGCAAAGUAACCAAGGAGGCCACGACCGAUCUACCUAGCAUCUGAUACAUGUAUACACAACUGAAGUAGGAACACAUGUCACUGAUCCCUGAAGACCCCAAAGAACGGGUCUCAGUUCAGUUGUACUCAAAAGCGGCAGACAAGUUCAUAACAUGACCUAAAA
Messenger RNA from Phragmites australis (common reed), 803 nucleotides. RefSeq names its product reticulon-like protein B2. The record is from RefSeq and is a predicted model, not a curated record. The transcript is spliced from 5 exons. NCBI's taxonomy places the organism in Eukaryota, Viridiplantae, Streptophyta, Magnoliopsida, Poales, Poaceae. The coding region runs from base 9 to 650 and encodes 213 amino acids.